Lethenteron reissneri (Far Eastern brook lamprey) is the source of this 1284-nucleotide messenger RNA. RefSeq names its product putative tenascin-XA. Gene Ontology annotation, molecular function: protein binding. Lineage: Eukaryota; Metazoa; Chordata; Hyperoartia; Petromyzontiformes; Petromyzontidae. The record is from RefSeq and is a predicted model, not a curated record. Gene Ontology annotation, biological process: regulation of cell adhesion; neuron projection development.
AUGAAGGUUUCGUGGGUCGUAGAUCCAAAGGUCUUUGAGCGGUUCAUCGUGCGCUACAAGCCCGCGGACAGUUCUGAGACGCCACUCGAAAAAACAUUGCCUGGCGAAGUUUCCACAAUUGACCUGACAGACUUGAAGGAAGAUACCACGUAUAUUGUUGAGCUGGUCGGUUACAGACGAGGAAAGCCUUCUAAGCCACUGGUGGCACAAGUUAGAACAGGGACAGAUCUCUUACCUGAAGCAACGACUAUUGGCACAACAGUCACUGCUCAAUUUCUUGAUACCACCACUCAGCUGGCCGUGCACGAAAUGUUUGUGCCGUCACCCUUUGGAGCGCCAACUGACGCAGCCGAGGAGAUGCGCAUUACGGACAUUGCCUGUGAUAGCAUGAGGGUGUCAUGGGUGGUAGAUCCCCGAGUGUUUACUCGUUUCAUUGUGCGAUACAAUCCCGCUGACCUUCGUGACAAGCCCGUCGACAAAUCGUUGCCUGGACAUGCAUCUACGGUUGAACUCACGGAUCUAAGAGAAAACACAGAAUAUGUCGUUGCACUUCUCGGCUUCAGACGAGGAAAGCAAUCUAACCCACUUACAGCGAGGGUCACAACAGAGUGCAAACAGAAGGUGAUUACAUUGCCUCCAAAGGUUUUACCGGAAGAAGUAUCUGGCACAACGGGUUUAUACGAGUUGCCCGCUUCCAUCACGCAGCUACGUCCAAGUGUAGUUUCCAUCGAGUCGACCGAAGGCGUUCCCGUUGUUUCGGCCAAUGAGUUGCACAUAACGGAAAUUGCACCCAAUAGCGUCAAGGUCUCGUGGGUGGUUGAUCCGAACGUAUUUGACCAUUUCAUUGUGCAGUACACGCCUACUGCCAGUACUGAGAAACCAUUGGAGAAAAGAUUACCCGGUCAAGUCUCCAUGGUAGAUCUGCUAGACUUGACUGAAAAUACAGAAUACACCAUUAAGCUGAUCGGUUACAGGCGGAAAACGCCCUCCAAACCUUUGAUGGCGCUGGUGACAACAGACAUAAAAGUGGUGACGUUAAUGCCAGAUGUGUUAAUCGAGCAAAUACCAGGCACAACAGCUGGAUACAUAUUACCUGAGACCACCAAAUAUGUCCCUUCAAAGGAAGUUUCAGUUCGGUCAGAAUACGGAGCUCCCACUGAUUCAGCCGAUGAAUUGCACAUAACGGAAAUCACAUCAGACAGUAUGAAAGAGGCCAUCGACUACACGGUGACACGUGGACACUCUGGUGGACACAACCGGCCUUCGUCGCCAACGCGUUCCUGA